Messenger RNA from Aureobasidium vineae, 1050 nucleotides. NCBI's taxonomy places the organism in Eukaryota, Fungi, Ascomycota, Dothideomycetes, Dothideales, Saccotheciaceae. The record is from the annotation of a GenBank genome assembly.
AUGUCCACUCCUCCUACUUCAUACANNGUCGAGCAACAUGGCCUGAAGAAGAUUGCCAGCGGCAAGGUUCGCGAGAUCUACGAGAUUGAUCCUCAGAGCCUCCUCUUCGUUGCCACAGACCGCAUCUCAGCCUACGAUGUCAUCAUGAAGAACGGAGUCCCCCAAAAGGGUGCCCUUCUUACUCUGAUGACUGCCCACUGGUUCAAUCUGUUCAAGNAGAAGAUCCCCGACCUCAAGACUCACUUGCUGAGUGCUUCUGUGCCUGCUUCGGUUGCUUCGUCUCUUCCUGCCGAAGUCUGCGAUCAGUUGCGUCUGCGUACCAUGCAUGUUCGCCGUCUCAAGGUUUUGCCUUUGGAGAGCAUUGUUCGUGGUUACAUUACUGGUUCUGCUUGGUCGGAGUACAAGAAGACUGGCACUGUGCACGGUAUCGCCAUGCCCGAAGGUCUGCGAGAAAGUCAGAAGUUGGAGAAGCCUCUCUGGACUCCCAGCACCAAGGCCGAGGUCGGUGACAAGGAUGAGAACAUUAGCCCUGAGCAAGCCACAAAGAUUGUUGGCGAGAAGUACGCAAAGAAGAUUGAAGAGCUGAGUUUGAAGGUCUACCAAAUCGUGAGUGUUUUUGUUGGGAGUCACAAUGGUAUUGUGCUAACUGUUUUGCAAAGGNCUAGAGAUUAUGCUGCCGAGCGUGGUAUCAUCAUUGCUGACACCAAAUUCGAGUUUGGCCUUGAUGUCGAUACUGAUGAGGUUAUUCUUGUGGAUGAGGUCCUCACCCCUGACAGUUCGCGCUUCUGGCCUGCAGACAAGUAUGAGUUGGGCAAGUCACAGGACAGCUUCGACAAGGUAUGUUUUGGAGACAAUGCAUGGAAAGAGCAAAUCACUGAUUAUAUGAACAGCNAAUACCUGCGUGACUGGCUGACCAAGGAGGGUCUGAAGGGCAAGGACGGUGUCGAGAUGACCGAUGCCGUGGUCAAGGAGACGGCCAAGAAGUACCGCGAGGCCUUUGAGAUGUUGACUGGCCAGAAGUGGGACGAGGUUGUCAAGAGCAGCGCUUAA